GACGCACCGCACACAGGGACGAGUCCCUGAAGCUACCGUUGGACGUGUCUUUGCUGAAGCACCUUCCCAGUCUUCCGUCGCCCUCGAGAACAUCCCUGUACUCUUAAUUACUUAAUACAAAAUACAGGCGUCGUCUCUGUGCUCCUUCAAGAUUAUUCUGUGCUUGAGAAAAGACAGGGCCGCGAUGUCCACCAUCGAAGAGGCCACCAGCCGGAGCAUCAAGCCCUUCCGCUCCAGCGAGGAAUACCUGUUCGCCAUGAAAGAGGACCUGGCAGAGUGGCUCCGCGAGCUGUACGGCAUCUCUGUGUGGAGCCACACGUUCGCAGAGGCACUGGAGACGGGCUCUGUGCUCUGCCAGCACGCCAACGAGGUCACAAGGGCGGCCCGCCGCUUCCUGCAAGAGCACGGCACCGCCCAGGGGCCGUACAUGAAGCUGCCCGCACGUGAGGUCACCUUCAACCAUGCGGCACCGCGCGCCUCCUUCGCGGCACGAGACAACGUGUCCAACUUCAUCAGCUGGUGUCGGACGGAGAUGGGCAUCGCGGAUGUGCUGAUGUUUGAAACGGAGGACCUCGUUCUGCGGAAGAACGAGAAGAACUUUGUGCUGUGCCUGCUGGAGGUGGCCCGCAGAGCCUCCCGCUUUGGCAUGGCAGCACCGCUUCUCAUCCGAAUGGAGGAGGAGAUAGAGCAGGAGAUUCAUGAAGACCUGCAUGUGCCGGAUGAGGGAAAAGCGCUGCCCGGAGCACAGCGUUGGGCGUCCGACUUCGAGAAUCUCGAUGAAAUGGUCCAGCAUCUUGUGAGCCGUUGCACCUGCCCCACUCAGUUCCCCAUGGUAAAGGUGUCAGAGGGCAAGUACAGGGUGGGCGACUCGUCCACUCUCAUCUUUGUACGGAUCCUGAGGAAUCAUGUGAUGGUGCGAGUGGGCGGCGGCUGGGACACGCUGGAGCAUUACCUGGACAAACACGACCCCUGCCGCUGCACCUCUCUAAGCCACAAGCAGUCCAGGUCAGGUCUCCAGCAUCCCGCUGCUCCUGUUCAUGGGGUCAUGGCUCGUGUUGGCCAGAAUGGGACGCAAACCACGCUGCUGGUGAGCCGCUUGCAGUCGCCGCCUCCGCCAGUGUGCUGGAGCUCUUCGGGACCCACCCAGUCGGUGAAACCGGGCAGUACGAGUGCCUCUCUUCGCCACGCAUCCUCUCCGGAACCUGGCAGCAGGGCCAAUAUGGAGCCCAGGCCACCAACUCCCAGCAGGGCGAGGGAGAGAACAGCCAUGCUUUCCGGCCGACAGCCACCCUCUGAUAGCUGGGAAGACUCAAUGCGACGUGCCUCCACGAGGACAGGGAGGGAAGCAACCCGGCAAGGUCCCUCCCCUCGCAUGGCUAGGAGCCUCCCUCGACCCACUGAGUCUUCCUCCGUCUCCCAGCCUGAAGUCCACCGUCCCAAGACACCCCUGAUGCUCCAGAGGAACACUUUGCCACCCUUCCUCCAUCCAGUACAGCACAGUUUGGAUCCCCGGCUGACCCAGACCUGGAGAAAAUCUCAGUUUGCUUCCAAGCAGAAGCAGAGCGCUGCACAAAACAUGGAGGCUCAAAAUGGAGUGGCCAACCCAGUUAGCGUACAAAGCCAGGGGGGUCUGUUUUCAGCCAGGUCUUCUACACCGGUACGCUGCUACGUCCCCACCCAGAACAUCCAUCAAAACUCCAGGACACUUGAUAAAACCAUCCAGCCAACUGAGGGUGCUGGGAGUUCUCUACAGACUCUGGACUUUAUUCGCACCUUUAGUCCAACAAGACAGGUGAGAAAUGAAGCCUUAGAUCACCAUAAUGCCUCAACAUUUUCCAAAUGCACACCAAAGGACUGUUUGGUUGACCAGACCGUUCGAUGGAUGUCCACACCGUUUAACUACCAGACAACUUCCAAAAACAUCUCCAAAGAGAUGAGAAAAGAUGGGUUGAGUAGCUCAGCACAGGAUGCAUUGAGCUUCCCCGUUGAACAUGGGAAUGCCAUCGACAGUGAAAUAUUUUGCCAAAGUGUCACAGAUCCAAGUCACUCACACAUUCAGCACCAGGAUUUUAAACAACUCCACAAUAAAGGCAAAGAGGAGGAUGACAGACAAGAAAACAGGAGAUAUGCCUUCACUCCUCAACCUAUCAGCCCAGCACAGGAAGCCAGCUUGUACCGAAGUCUAGAACAUGAGAUUCUGGCCAACCUUCAGCUUCUUGACACAGACCUAGAUGACAGCAGCAGUGAGGAAGAUCCUGAAGAUGGUGGCAGUGCAGAGAAAGUGACGACUGUCUCCAGAAGAGUCCCUCUUCCUCGUCCACAUGAUGCAGGUCUGCCCAGCUCAGGGUCCACAGCUCAAGUUGGAGCUUCUUCCACCCUUGACUCCGGGGGAAAUGUUUAUGGCGCUGUUGUCGCCGAACUCCUGGAAGGGAAAAGUGUGCUAAGGAGCGUGGACAUGGAGAGCUGGGUGGCCAAGCUCCCCAGCAAAUCAGGAGAUAGAAUCCAGGUUCAGGAUGCAGAGGUUAACGCAGGGUGGGUUAAGGGUUCCAAGCCCAGUACUUCAAGCUCCUGGUCUUCCCUGGCAUCCAGCGUGAAAUCUGACGAUUUCCAAGAUCCUAAAAAGUGUAGAAGCGAUGCUGCCGAUGCAAGACUUGAGGCACCUGAAGCCCCUGCAUCUCUCACGGGCAUGAUCCAGGGUCCUGGUAAAGAAGGAAACCCCUCCUUCAAGCAGAACCGAACACUGAAGAAGCCAGAGAGGGUGCCUUCCAUAUAUAAACUGAAGCUGCGGCCCAGAGUUCGACCCAGGUGCGACCACAGGCCUGAGAAGAAACCCUCCAAGAUUCCGACCCCACUCUUCUACAGGAGAGGUCAGUCUGGCCGAAACUCACAAAGGGACAGAAGGCGAGGAGCACCAGUGGCUCCACUGGCUUGUUGGGAAAGCCCUGACUCACAGAAGGAUGUGGAACCACCACUGAAGAGCCCAGUGACAAGGGUCUUCAGGGUGAAGAGAGCAACAGAGGAAAUGCAGAGGGACCAAGAGCAAGAGAGCUGGGUUUAAAAGCCAUCAUGGUCGCAUGAAAUUUUACUUUGAUAUUGCCACCUCACAGCAGUUAUGUCUCAGUAUUUUAUUAAAAAAAAAAAAGAGGCUUCUGGCAAAAACCUAGCAGUAACAAAAUAGCUGAUACCACAAUGCCGCAGCACACAAGGAUAUUCUCAUUUUUUUGUAGCAGACUUUUUAUAAUUCUGAAAUGUUUCGCAGAUUUUGCCAAGUUUUCAGUCAUUUAUUUCGGCCUUGAUUUUGCAUGCAGAAAUUAAUAUUGCGGCUCAAACUUUAUCAUAGCACGCUUUUUGUAUUUCAUACUUUUUCUACGUCAAGCCUUCUUCGCAUUAUUUUCCCAUGUGUCUCACGAGCCGCUUUUCCAUUUGGGCAGGAGAUCCCAUCACAGCUGGGGAGCAGAACACAAUGGAGUCGCUGAGGGUUUAUUAUCAGCCCCUGCCGGGCAUCCCUCCAUUUUCUGCCAAAGGGGUGUGGGGCACAGGAGCUACAUGCCGUCGUCUCAACACAACCUGGCGCUUGGGUCUGGGCAAUGCCGCAAUACAGCAUCCCAUCGGGGGUGACACAAAGCCACCUAGUCCUUGUCGAGGAGCCACGUUCACGGAGAUUGCAGGGGAAGGACGGUGCGGGAAACACAGCCCAUUAGAGAGGCAGAAUGUGGAAAGAGCUGCUUCUUAACCGUCGGCCACAUGCAAAUGAUGGAAGCUUCAGGAUAAUGAAAACAAUUCCUCACUGCAAAGUAGAUGACAUAAAUAAAUGGAAUGAAUGACCAGAAAUACCGUUCAUGUUGUACUUUGGAACAAACCUGCGACUCUUCCUUUUAAUUGCAUUUUACUUUUAUUCUACCAGCAACGUGCUUGCCAGGACCUGGGGUUCGCUUUCCGACGAGCUUCUACGUGCCUGUUGACGGCUGCACUCUGCAGGCUUAUAAAUAUCUCCCGGAAUACGGCUGGAGAGACGGGUGCUGAGCUAUUAUUAGCAUUAUCAGAAAUGCAGCCUGUCACACUACACUGGCUGCGCCGUGUCUGACUGCCUCCCCUCCUCCUGUCACGUUCCUGCGGUUUAAGGUGGAAAAGGGGGCCUCCAAUUACCUGUGCGAUCUGUGCGAGCGACGAGGACGGCUCAGACAUCUUCCCUGCCAACGUCAUUCUUUCAAGUUCAUCCUUUAUGAAAGGAAUUGUAAUGAACAGCAUGUGCCCGACUGAUAAUGCGCAUUAAAUGUGCUUUAAUGUGUUUUAAUGUGUUUUCUCGAGUUUCAGCUAAAGCCAAGAGUUUAAAAAUACUAGGUUUUCAAAAAUGAAAUAUUAAUAUAUCUAGAUGGAUGCACACUGGCUGAACCGAUUUUCCCGACUGGGGUCACGGCAA
This is a messenger RNA of Scleropages formosus (Asian bonytongue), 4420 nucleotides long. RefSeq names its product growth arrest specific 2 like 2 (gene gas2l2). The transcript is spliced from 6 exons. Lineage: Eukaryota; Metazoa; Chordata; Actinopteri; Osteoglossiformes; Osteoglossidae. Gene Ontology annotation, molecular function: actin filament binding; cytoskeletal adaptor activity; microtubule binding. Gene Ontology annotation, cellular component: microtubule plus-end; stress fiber; actin filament. Gene Ontology annotation, biological process: protein localization to microtubule plus-end; microtubule bundle formation; regulation of microtubule polymerization or depolymerization. Bases 185 to 3058 code for a protein of 957 amino acids. The record is from RefSeq and is a predicted model, not a curated record.